AUGCAGCUCAACCUCCUCUUGUGCCUGGUGCUCCUCAGCCCGCUGGUGGCCACCCUCCACCGCCACCGCUCCCGUGAGACAAAGAAGAGAGGCAAGGAGCUGCCACCUGUAGUUACCACGGUGGCCCCCCACACCGGAGACUUUGCCUUCGACCUCUACAGGGCCUUGGCUGCAGCUGCCCCCAACCAGAACAUCUUCUUCUCUCCUCUGAGCAUCUCCAUGACGCUGGCCAUGAUCUCCCUUGGGGCUCGGUCCAACACAAAGGCACAGAUCCUGCAGGGCCUGGGUCUCAACCUCCAGGGGGGCCCGGAGGAAGAGCUCCACAGUGCAUUCCAGCAGUUGCUACAGGAGCUCAGCCGGCCCAAAGAAGGCCUCCAGCUGAGCCUUGGCAAUGCCCUCUUCAUCAACCCCACGGUGCACAUCCAGGACACCUUCCUGAAUGCCAUGAGGACACUGUACCUGGCAGACACUAUCCCCACGAACUUUGGGGACCCCGUAGGGGCCCAGAAGCAGAUCAAUGAUUACGUGGCAAAGGAAACUAAAGGCAAGAUUGCAGACUUGGUUAAGGACCUGGACAGCACUGAGAUUAUGGUUAUGGUGAAUUACAUUUUCUUUAAAGCUAAGUGGGAGACAAGCUUUGACCACAAAAGCACCCAAGAGCAGGACUUCCAUGUGACCUCGGAGAUGGUGGUGCGGGUGCCCAUGAUGAGACACGAGGAGCAGUAUUACUACCUCCUGGAUCGAAACCUCUCCUGCAGGGUGGUGGGGAUCCCCUACCAAGGGAAUGCCACAGCCUUGUUCAUUCUCCCCAGCGAGGGCAGGAUGGGGCAGGUGGAGAACGGACUGAACAAGAAAAUCCUGAGGAAGUGGCUCAAGAUGUUCAUAAAGAGGCAGUUAGAGCUUUACCUUCCAAAGUUCUCCAUUGAGGGCUCCUAUCAGCUGGAAAAAGUUCUCCCCAAACUGGGGAUCAGUGAUGUCUUCACCUCCCAUGCCAACCUAAGUGGCAUUAGCAACCAUUCCAACAUCCAGGUGUCCGAGAUGGUGCACAAAGCCGUGGUGGAGGUGGACGAGUCGGGAACCAAGGCAGCUGCAGCCACAGGGGCAAUAUUUACGUUCAGGUCGGCCCGAAUGAGCCCUCUAAGGAUAGUGUUCAACAAGCCCUUUCUGAUGCUCAUUGUGGAGAACAUGGAGAACAUCCUCUUCCUUGGCAAAGUGACCCACCCCUGAGGUGGAGAUCUCUCCUGAAAGGCCACAGGCCUCCACAGUGGAAGAUGAGGGUGCACUAAGGCCAUCUAUCUCCUGGGAGCUAGGGAUUUAUACACACCUUUAGUUGGCUAAUGAGGCUUUCACAAAUAAUAAUAAUAACAUUGAUAUACUGAUGAUGGUUUCUUUUCACACAAUUGCAAGACAUGAGUGCCUUGAAGAACACUGGAGAACAUUGGCUCUUGCCCUCACCUUUCAUCAAUGGAGAUUAGCACUGAGGGCCGGAAAGGUUGGUUGACUUGCCCAGGGUCACACAGCUUAGUGGCAAAGAGAAGCCCAGAAUCCAGGCUCCUGAUGCUCAGCCCCGUGUCCCACAAGGCCCCGGAGGAGGAUUGUUCCCGUAGACAUUUCCACCAGGAAGCAAAUUUCCAAGCCUAGUCCUCCACUUGUCAGCAAUAUCAGCUAUUAAUUCAUCAUGGUUUGGAAAGAACACUGGAAUGGGAGUCUGGAAUGGGGCUUCUGUCCCAGCAAACCAGCUGUGUGACACUGGGGCAAUACUGUCCCUCUGGACUUUGGUUUUCCCACGUAUACAAUGAAGGAGCAGGUCAAGGAUUGAAGGAUCCUUGAAAUCAUAUAAAAGUCUGGGGUGUUGCCUGUCAAUUACAGUUGAUUUCAAUACAUUCAAGUGCCACUCAUCCUUUAAGAAAAGCAAGUGGACAGCAGAGUGGACUAGCCCAUCACAGGAUUAGGUUACAAUCUCACCGGCUCAGUUCGGGGUGGAACAAUGGAGGCCUGUUGCAAAUAGCAGAGUAUCAGUUGAAGACACUCAUCACUAACUGUGAAUUUUAGUGUCAGGAAUAACAAUAAAGCAUUUUGCAAGC
This is a messenger RNA of Diceros bicornis minor, 2084 nucleotides long. RefSeq names its product plasma serine protease inhibitor-like. Gene Ontology annotation, biological process: negative regulation of endopeptidase activity. The coding region runs from base 1 to 1227 and encodes 408 amino acids. Gene Ontology annotation, molecular function: serine-type endopeptidase inhibitor activity. The record is from RefSeq and is a predicted model, not a curated record. Lineage: Eukaryota; Metazoa; Chordata; Mammalia; Perissodactyla; Rhinocerotidae. The transcript has 4 exons.